AACUCCCAGAAUUCCCCAGCCAGCAAGUCCACCCAUCUUAAAGGGGGCCAAGUUGAAAAACACUGCCUUAGUGCGAUGUGUGGAUGUAGACUGAGCACGGGCUGAGCUGGAAGGGGGCACUGGCUGGGAAUUAUGGGACCUGAAGUCUUAAAUAUCUGGAGAGGGAAAGCGGGGCUCGAUGGCUGAAACAGGAGCCCAGAAGUUCCGCCGUCACGUGGCUGGAGCGUCACUCUCCACUUUCGUAACUCCAGGACCUCCGCGAGAUGGCUUUUACCGCAGAGGCGCAAGAUAUAGAGCGGCGCUCCCUGCCCGCGAGAGUCCGCCUGUCGCCGCGCCAGCUCCGAGCGCGAGCGCGAUUCUCAGGCAUCCGGCGCGCGGGUGUUCCUCACGGGGAGGCGCCGUGCCCGCGUGGGCGCGAAGAGAAGAGCCGCGGGGACGCGCGCGCCCUUUGGGCGGCCUUCCCCAAGAUGGCCGCCGCCCACUUCCGGAGGCGGCCGGAAGGAGGCCAGACCGGUUUCUCCUCGCUUUUCUUUAUGGUCUGUGAGAGCCCGGAAGGCUGGGCGCUCUAGGAGCGCGGCCCUUUUCCGUGGCCAGGCGGCCGCUUCCUGGCCGGCGCUUCCGGCUGCAGGUGGGCUGGCCAGGCCGUCCAGCCUCAGACAUGGCUUUGCUGUCCGCCGUCCACCUGGGGCUUCCCCCUCCUGGCCGCCCGCAUCGUCUGGCCCUUGUCUCCGGCCCCUACCGGUACUACCACUAUGGCUGCGACGGUGUGGACGACCGUGGGUGGGGCUGCGGCUACCGUACCCUCCAGAUGAUGUGCUCCUGGCUGGUGGCAGCCGGUGGAGGAGAAGCUGCUCACUGCCCGGUCCCGUCCCUGAGGGAGAUCCAGGAUUCCCUGGUGAAGAUGGGGGACAAGCCUCCUUCGUUCGCAGGCUCACAGGACUGGAUCGGCACUGUGGAAGCAGCUCUCUGUAUGGAUUCCUUCUACGCUGUGCCGGGCAAACUGGUCCACAUCCGCAACGGCCGAGAUCUGGAACAGGAGCUGGAGACGUUGUAUGCCCACUUUCAGGGAGGUGGGGGGCCCGUGAUGAUGGGAGGAGGCUGGGACCAUGCCUCCAAGGGGUUGUUGGGGGUCUGUUCUGGCCCCGAGGGACACCACCUGCUUGUUCUGGAUCCGCACCACUACGGCAGAGCAAGCUCGCUCAGCCAGCAGGAAGCUCAGGCGAAGGGGUGGGUUUCCUGGCGGGGGCUUGGCUCCUUUGAAGAGACCUCAUUCUACAAUCUCUGUUUGCCCCAGUUCAGGGCCAAAGGGCCCCCUUUGUGAAAGGGGCGUUUAUGGGAAGAGGCGCUGCUCCUGGCUGAAAGAGGAACGCGUACGAGCCGUUUGCUUCCAGCAGCGUGAGCCCCUCAGAAGGGACCAACAGUGGACGUGCAUCGCAUGUUUGGCACGUGCUGUGUUGCGGGAGAGAGCAUAGACAUGGGAAGCAACUUUAUGCGCUUCGGUCCAGUCCUGGUCGACAGCUGCUGCAGCAGGCCAGGAUGGGGCUGAGGGGGUCCCUGCCCCAGGGAGCCCUCAGUGUUGGUUCUGGCAGGACCCUGGUGGCUUCCCUGCCUGCUCCCUGCAGCUUCAGGAAAGCUGGAGGGAGGCAGCAAAGCUCCAGAGGCACCUGGCUGGCUUCCGGUUGCCCAGGAUGGAGGGGGCUGGUUGACUAGGAGAACUUGAACCCCAUCUUCCUGGUCUUUAGCCAGCAUUCCCCCUCUGCCCAACGCACUCAGCCAGCUCAGUUAAAGACCUGGGGGCUCCCUUUGCUCAGUAGGCUAAGCUGGGUUUACUUUAACCCGGCUGGGGUUUGAGGAGGGUUAGCGCUGCGUGGACCUGGCUGGCUUAGUUGCUUGGUGGUUCAGUCGAUCCUGGCAAGGUGAGCUCCGCUUCCAGGGAGGCUUCCAGCGUGGAGGUAGCCUGCGAGUUCUCCCUGCUUGCCUCCCCCAGGGCCGCCCUGAGAAAACCGCUGGGACUGAAGUGGCUCCGGCAGGAGAGGAAGGGUGGGGAGGGUCUGCAGCAAAAGAUAGCCAAGGGUGCUUUAGCAAUGUAGGAUUCCUGUCAUUAGCAAUACUUCCAAGAAGUGAUUGUAUCUGAGGAAGGAGCUCCCGCUCCUGUAACGAAGGCUGGAAAAGAACAUGCUGUGGUUGAUCUGGUGUCGUAAUUGUGUGACCUGUUGUGACGUAGUUGUCAUAGUAUUCAACUUGGGCCACACCAUACAUCAAGGACAAAGGAGGACAGAUGCUGCUAACGGCUGGGAAAAUGCUAUUUCACAACCUCUACAAGGGAUGAGUUAUUUUCUGUAGAAAUAAGGCACGUCAUCUGGCAAAGCGGUUGGGUUUGGGAGGAGGGGACUUCCGUCCGGUGUCCUGUGGGGUGGUGGGGAGACACGCAAGGGGGCCUGGAAUUAAUUGGGGAAGAUAACAAGAAAUGGGGGGGCAGGUGAGGAUUGCGGUUCCUCCCUCUUCAGCCGGCCAGACCCACAGUGGAAAUCCACGGGACAGCCUCUCUCCCUCUGAGUAUUUCUGUCUCUGUCUCUAAUGUGUGCAUCUAAUAAGCCAUUAGGGAGUAUGUCUCACACGAUGUGGCCGUCUACCAAACUCUGCCAGCCAGUGUUUAAAGGGUAAAUUCUCCUUGGAACUCAACUCCAGAUGACUUUGUGGAACUCUGAUUAGUUUUCCUGGUGAGUGAUACAUGAGUGAUUAUUUUCUGGGAUUUUUUUUUCAACUUCCUGAGGGCGGAGCAAAUGGCCACCGAGUGACAGCUGUUUUAGCGAGCUCCUAAUCCUCCUAUUUUAGUUACUUUUUACAUAUAGUUUUAAGACAGUUCAUUUUAUCUAGUAUUAAUUAGUGAUCUUAGUAAUUUUAAUUUCUUUUAUUAGGAGUAGUAAUUUUAGGAAUUCAGAUUUAGGAUUAGAUAGGAUUAGGAUUUUAGAUCUUGGACUCGGGACCCACUAGCUUCGGACACCUGCCGUUGAAGCGAGAGUACCAUCUACAACCCUGAAUACCACCCAAGGAUGCAAGAUCAGAAAGCAAAAACAAAAAACUUGAAAAGAAAGUUCAAAAGGAGACAUAAACUGGACACACAGUCAAGAAGAAAUCCUAAACAAGAUAAGAUUGCAAGGACUUUUAGGCAACCAAAGAUAAAGGAUUUAUUCCAGCCAAUGGAUACUGUAAGUCUCCUUCCCUUUUUUCUUCUCCCCUUGUAACCUCCGCUAAUAAUUCUUAUUCCUCAAUAGACUGGGAUAUGGACGAUUGCCUUUCCACUGAAAAUGAGGAUUUAACAGGAGAUGGGGGGAGGAUAUGGAUAACAUCAAGAGCCACAUUAAGGAGACCUGGAUUUGGUUGCCAUGAACUGUCUUUGAACAGCACAAACAGUCCUUGCUAUAUUUGAUUAGCUCUUGGAAGCUAAUAAAAAGAUGAAUUAAAGACUCUAAUGGGAAAUUAUAUCUCCAAAUUAGAUAAGAAAGUAAACAGUAACGCCCAUGCUCCAAAUCUUACCCCUAAUUCACGGACAGCACAGGUGGCAAGGGGGCUCUUGGACAGAGAAGAUAUGGAGGAGAGGCUGGUUUUGCAGAGACAUAGGAUUCUACUCCAAGUUGCGGAUACAACACACACACACACACAAUAGGGGUGGGUGUCAUAACAGACGAGUAAUACUGAAUUCUCUCUCUCAACUCUUACAGUGUAAGGUAUAUUCUAACAAACAACAGGGAUCUCUUGGCUCCCUAGUAGG
This is a messenger RNA of Python bivittatus (Burmese python), 3772 nucleotides long. It is a transcript of the gene UFSP1, whose product is annotated as UFM1 specific peptidase 1. Gene Ontology annotation, molecular function: deUFMylase activity. The record is from RefSeq and is a predicted model, not a curated record. Lineage: Eukaryota; Metazoa; Chordata; Lepidosauria; Squamata; Pythonidae.